GGAGGCGGGGCUUGGGGCUGUCAGUCCGGGCCCGCCGCCGCUGCCGCGGCUCCUUGCAUGCUGUGGCCCGGGUGGGUGCCAGCGCUGCCGCGCCGCCCGCGCCUGGCAUCCCGAGCGGCCUCCUGCGUCCCGGCCCGGCUCGCAGGUGUUCAUGAGAAAAAUGCACAAAAUCCCGACUGACCGGAAUAAUUCAUGAAGAAGGGGCUGAAUCCGUGGGUCAGAGAACACAGGACCAGUUUGCCAUCCCAAGGCGGAAGGCCUCCCUCCGACACAGUUCUCGGAGCUUUUAGAAAUCUCUGACACAUCUCUACCAUGACGGCACAGCUGAUGUCUGACAGGAUCUGAGAUAUAAACUCAGCAGUCCUUGAAGUAGUUCAUGGAGGAGCCUCAAGAGACGCUGGCCAGGAAAGCUCUCGCCUGCAGAGGGAAGAACCGUGCGUGAGGCAGCUUCAACAGGAGUGGACAUGAACACUGGUUUCCAGAGAGAAGAGCGUUUUAGUUUUGGUCACCGGAAGUGGUGCCUUCAGCACAGAAGAGCGUGAUUUCUCCUCCAAGGCCAUUGAUCUCCAACACAGAACUAAAGGGAAGAAAAGGCUGUGACCGAGCCACCCCUGCAUCCAGUGUAACAUCUCUUGGGCAAGGACCAGGGAUGACUGGGCCAUGGACACAGAAGUCUCCAACCUUCAGCCUUUCCCAUAGUACACAGAGGACUCGUGGGGGACACUUGCCACUGCCAACCAAAACAGUACAAUGGCAAUACUGACAUCCUCCAUGACAUUUUCAUGGCAGACAUCCCAGCAGGAAAUGCUGGUGUGCCUUCUGUCUACAGAGUAGAGGACCAUGCCUCACCAACAUGAACAGCUCAGGCUCUGAUGACCUGCUCUGAGUCUGCUUGCAGCCAGUGACACUUGCAAAAAACUCCAAAGCCGUCUUGGCCUUGGCUUCCACAGUUCUUGACCAAUGUGGCCGAAGCUGGACAACUCCCUGGGACACAAGGAUUAUUUGUAAAUGCAGCCUGCCCCAAACCUCCCUGAGUAGCAUCUGAAGUCUCUGUGAAGGUCAUGGAUCCUGAACAAAGCAUCAAGGGCAUCAAGAAGGCAGAGGGAAGUCCCCGGAAGCGGCUAACCAAAGGUGAGGCCAUUCAGACCAGUGUUUCUUCCAACGUUCCAUACCCAGGCAGCGGCACAGCUGCCACCCAAGAGACUGCCCCCCAAGAGCUCCUAGCCCCGCAGCCCUUCCCGGGCCCCUCAUCAGUUCUUAGGGAAGACUCUCAGGAGAAAACGGGCCAGCAGCAGAAGCCCUCCAAGAGGCCCCCCAUCGAAGCCUCUGUCCACAUCGCGCAGCUUCCACAGCACCCUCUGACACCAGCAUUCAUGUCACCCAGCAAACCUGAGCAUCUCCUGGAGGGGUCCACGUGGCAGCUGGUUGACCCCAUGCGACCUGGACCCUCUGGCUCCUUUGUGGCCCCUGGGCUCCACCCACAGAGCCAGCUCCUCCCUUCUCACCCCAUCCUUCCUCCUGAGGACCUGCCAGGCAUCCCUAAGGUCUUUGUGCCCCGUCCCUCCCAGGUCUCCCUGAAGCUUACAGAAGAGGCACAAAAGAAGGAACGGAAACCCCAGAAGCCGGGCAAGUACAUCUGCCAGUAUUGCAGCCGGCCCUGUGCCAAGCCCAGUGUGCUCCAGAAGCACAUCCGCUCACACACUGGCGAGAGGCCCUACCCCUGCGGCCCCUGUGGCUUCUCCUUCAAGACCAAGAGCAACCUCUACAAGCACAGGAAGUCCCAUGCCCACCGCAUCAAAGCUGGCCUGGCCUCCGGAAUGGGUGGUGAGAUGUACCCACCAGGGCUGGAAAUGGAGAGGAUCCCUGGGGAAGAGUUUGAGGAGCCUACCGAGGGAGAAAGCACAGACUCAGAAGAGGAAACUAGCACCACAUCUGGUCCCACUGCAGAGCUCUCCCCAAGACUUAAGCACCCCCUCCUUUCCAGUGGUUUAUACAGCUCAGGGAGCCACGGUUCCAGCCACGAACGCUGUUCCCUGUCCCAAUCCAGCACAGCGCCAUCACUCGAGGACCCCACUCCAUUUGCAGAACCCUCAUCUGAGCAUCCCCUGAGCCAUAAACCCGAAGACACCCACACAAUUAAGCAGAAGCUGGCCCUCCGCUUAAGUGAGCGAAAGAAGGUGAUUGACGAGCAGGCGUUUCUGAGCCCAGGCAGCAAAGGCAGCACCGAGUCUGGGUAUUUCUCACGCUCUGAGAGCGCCGAACAGCAGGUCAGUCCCCCAAACACCAAUGCUAAGUCCUACGCAGAGAUCAUCUUCGGCAAGUGUGGGCGGAUCGGGCAGCGGACUGCCAUGCUGACGGCCACCUCCACCCAGCCACUCCUGCCCCUGUCCACUGAAGACAAGCCCAGCCUGGUGCCUUUGUCUGUGCCCCGGACACAGGUGAUCGAGCACAUCACAAAGCUCAUCACCAUCAAUGAGGCCGUGGUGGACACCAGUGAGAUUGACAGUGUGAAGCCAAGGAGGAGCUCGCUGACCAGGCGCAGCAGCAUGGAGUCCCCCAAAUCCAGCCUCUACCGGGAGCCCGUGUCAUCCCACGGUGAGAAGACAAAGCCGGAACAAUCACUGAUGAGCCUCCAGCACCCAUCCAGCACCAACCCCCCUGUGCCUCUCCUGAGAAGCCACUCAAUGCCUUCUGCCGCCUGCACUAUCAGCACCCCGCACCACACCUUCCGAGGUAGCUACUCCUUUGACGACCACAUCCCUGAUUCUGAGGCCCCUAGCCGCAGCAGUCCAGUGUUUACCUCCCAUCCCCGGAUGCUGAAGCGCCAGCCAGCCAUCGAACUGCCUUUGGGAGGUGAGUACAGUGCCGAGGAAGCUGGACCAAGUAGCAAAGAGACAGCCUCCAAGCCCUCUGAUGAUCCAGAGCCCAAGGAAAGCGAACUUACCAAAAAGACCAAGAAAGGGUUGAAAACGAAAGGGGUGAUCUAUGAAUGUACCAUCUGUGGUGCUCGGUACAAGAAAAGGGAUAAUUAUGAAGCACAUAAAAAGUACUACUGCUCAGAGCUCCAGAUUGCAAAGCCCCUCUCUGCAGGUGCCCAUGCAACUCCUGAAGCUGAUAAGAGCCAGGUAGAGCAUGAACCGUGGUCCCAGAUGAUGCAUUAUAAACUGGGGCCCACCUUAGAGCUCACUCCAUUGAGGAAGAGAAGGAAAGAGAAGAGCCUUGGGGAUGAGGAGGAGCCGCCUGCCUUUGACGCAACAAAAAGUCAGUUUGGCAGCCCUGGGCCAUCUGACACUGCUCGGAACCUUCCCCUAGAGUCCACCAAGUCACCAGCAGAACCAGGUAAAUCAGUGCCCUCUUUGGAGGGACCCACGGGCUUCCAGCCAAGGACUCCUAAGCCAGGGUCUGGUGCAGAAUCAGGGAAGGAGAGGAGAACAACAUCCAAAGAAAUUUCAGUCAUCCAGCACACCAGCUCCUUUGAGAAAUCUGACCCUCUCGAGCAGCCCAGUGGCCUGGAAGGGGAAGACAAGUCCCUGGCCCAGUUUUCAUCCCUGCCGCCUGCCCCACAAGGACGCUCAGCUCACUCCCUGCAGCCCAGGUUGGUCCGCCAGCCUAACAUCCAGGUCCCUGAGAUCCUGGUGACUGAGGAGCCGGAUCGGCCUGACACGGAGCCUGAGCCACCCCCAAAGGAACCCGAGAAGACAGAGGAGUUCCAGUGGCCCCAGCGCAGCCAGACACUCGCCCAACUCCCUGCUGAGAAGCUGCCACCCAAGAAGAAAAGGCUGCGCCUGGCAGAGAUGGCCCAGUCAUCGGGGGAAUCCAGCUUCGAGUCAUCUGUGCCUCUGUCUCGCAGCCCGAGCCAGGAAAGCAGUGUCUCUCUGAGUGGGUCCAGCCGCUCUGCCUCAUUUGACAGGGAUGAGCAUGGGAAAGCGGAGGCCACUGGGCCCUCAUCAGACUUUCGUCCCAAACCCUUGGGCUCCCACAUGCUGACUGUCCCCAGCCACCACCCACAUGCUCGGGAGAUGCGGAGGUCAGCAUCAGAGCAGAGCCCCAACAUUUCCCAUUCUGCUCACAUGACCGAGACACGCAGCAAAUCCUUCGACUAUGGUAGCUUGUCCUUGACAGGCCCUUCUGUCCCAGCCCCAGUGGCUCCCCCAGUCUCAGUAGCCCUGCCAGAGAGAAGAAAAUGCUUUUUGGUCAGACAGGCCUCUCUGAGCAGGCCUCCAGAAACUGAGCCAGAUGCCACCCCCAAGGGAAGACAGGAUGCUGAGGAACCACAGCCUUCAUCCAGCAAACCUUCCACCAAAACCUUGUUGCCCCAGGUCUCUUCAGCAGCCACCUUGCACAGUGGGCACCUAGGAGGCAAGAGCCAGGUGCAAGACAGGCCUCCACUGGGGUCUACUCCACCCUACACAGAAGCUCUGCAGGUGCUCCACCACCCUGUUGCCCAGCUGCCCCUGCAGGACAAACCAUACCUGCCCCCGCCAGUUUCUCUCUUCUCUUUCCAGCACCUCUUGCAGCACGAGCCAGGACAGUCUUCAGAAUUCUUCUCCACACAGGCCAUGUCCAGCCUCCUCUCCUCCCCAUACUCCAUGCCCCCACUCCCUCCCUCUUUAUUCCAAGCCCCACCACUUCCACUCCAACCCACUGUUCUGCACCCAGGCCAGGUUCAUCUCCCCCAGCUGCUGCCUCACCCUGCCAACAUCCCCUUCCAGCAACCCCCUUCCUUUCUCCCUAUGCCAUACCCUGCCUCCUCGGCACUCUCUUCUGGCUUCUUCCUGCCUCUACAAUCUCAGUUUGCACUGCAGCUCCCUGGCGAUGUGGAAAGCCAUCUGCCUCCAAUCAAAACCACCCUGGCCCCACUGGCAACGGGAUCUCCUGGCCCCUCCUGCAGCAUAGGGCACAGCAGUGAUAUGCAGCUACCCCCGACAGCUCCUCCAGCCAGCUCCUCAGCACCCACAUCAGCCCCUCCACUGGCCUUGCCUGCCUGUCCAGACACCAUGGAGUCCCUGGUUGUGCCCGUCCGCAUUCAGACCAACAUGCCGUCCUAUGGGAGUGCAAUGUACACUACCCUUUCUCAGAUCUUGGUCACACAGUCCCAAGGCAGUUCAGCCAGUGCACCUCUUUCCAAGGGUGAGGAGGCCCCAUCCAAGGGAUUUGCUGUAUGUGGGGCAGAUAUGUAUGAGGCUGGGCCUGGACCAUCUGGGUUAAGUGAAGAGCAAAACAGAGGUUUCCAGACUCCAUACCUGAGAGUGCCUGUGACACUGCCUGAAAGGAAAGGUAUGUCCCUAUCAUCAGAGAGUGUCUCAAGCCUAGAGGGAAGUUCAUCGACAGUAGGAGGAAGCAAGCGAGUCCUUUCACCAGCUGGCAGCCUUGAACUUACCAUGGAAACCCAGCAGCAAAAAAGGGUGAAGGAGGAGGAGGCCUCCCAGGCAGAUGACAAACUUGAGCUGGUAAAACCAUGCAGUGUAGUGCUAACCAGCAUGGAGGAGGGGAAGAGGACAGAGAAGUCCCACCUGGGAAGCCAGGGCCAAGGCAGGAAGGACCUGGAAGCACUGUCCAGCCUGUCCUCAGUUCCAACUGACCCACAGGAGAUUCCUUCCCUCCCUCACCCCACAUUGCCCCAUGGGACAGCCCCAGGCUCAGAAGCUUUGAAGGAAUAUACCCAGCCACCUGGAAAACCUCACAGAAGAGGGUUGCCCCCACUGAGUGUGAAGAAAGAAGAUUCUAAGGAACAACUGGACCUCCCUCCCCUGGCACCUCCCAGCUGUCUGCCUCUGUCCCCCAGACCAGCCAAGUCACAAGAAGGUACGGACUCAAAGAAGGUACUGCAGUUCCCCAGCCUCCACACAACCACUAAUGUCAGUUGGUGCUAUUUAAACUACAUUAAGCCAAAUCACAUCCAGCAUGCAGAUAGGAGGUCCUCUGUUUAUGCUGGUUGGUGCAUAAGUUUGUACAACCCCAACCUUCCAGGGGUUUCCACUAAAGCUGCUUUGUCCCUCCUGAGGUCUAAGCAGAAGGUGAGCAAAGAGACAUACACCAUGGCUACAGCUCCACAUCCUGAGACAGGAAGGCUUGUGCCAUCAAGCUCCCGCAAGCCCCGCAUGACAGAGGUGCACCUCCCAUCACUGGUUUCCUCAGAAGGCCAGAAAGAGGUAGCUAGAGCGGAGAAGGAAGAAGAGAAGCAAGGGAAGCCGGAGGAGGAUGCUCCUACCUCCAAGAGAGCGGAGCCGGCAAGGAUCAAAAUCUUCGAAGGAGGGUACAAAUCAAACGAAGAGUAUGUAUAUGUGCGAGGCCGCGGCCGAGGGAAAUAUGUUUGUGAGGAGUGUGGAAUUCGCUGCAAGAAGCCCAGCAUGCUGAAGAAACACAUCCGCACCCACACUGACGUCCGGCCUUAUGUGUGCAAGCACUGUCACUUUGCUUUUAAAACCAAAGGGAAUCUGACUAAGCACAUGAAGUCGAAAGCCCACAGCAAAAAGUGCCAAGAGACAGGGGUGCUGGAGGAGCUGGAAGCCGAAGAAGGAACCAGUGAUGACCUGUUCCAGGACUCGGAAGGGCGAGAGGGCUCCGAGGCUGUGGAGGAGCACCAGUUUUCAGACCUGGAGGACUCAGACUCAGACUCAGACCUGGAUGAAGAUGAGGAUGAAGACGAGGAGGACAGCCAAGAUGAGCUGUCCAGGCCAUCCUCAGAGGCUCCCCUGCCUGGCCCACCAGCCACACUGCGGGCAGACUCCUCACCCGUUCAGAGCCCUCAGCCCCCAGAUGCCACCUCUGACAACAAGGCCACAAGAAGCAGCUCCGUCUCAGAAGCUGAGCACUUGACAGCCAGCAGCUGCUCCACAUCCAACCAGAGCAUCCUGGACCAUCCCCAGCUGCGACUGGCCCCAUCGGGCCCUGUGGAGAAGGACACAGGCUCAGCCCUGAGCUCCAAGGCCAUGUCCCCUAGAAGGCCAUGGUCCCCAAGCAAAGAAGCAGGAAGCUGCCCACCACUCACCCACAAACACUCAAUAACCAAAAAUGACUCAUCUCCGCAGCGAUGUUCCCCGGCCCCAGAACCACAGGCCUCAGUCCCAAGCACGCCUGGCCCCCAAAUGGGCCCAGGAAAGGACAUGGGCCCUCCUCCUUGCAGGUCUCCAAGACUUGAGCUGUCUCCUCUCACUCUCCACCCCAUGGGAAGAGAAUUACCCCCUCGGGGGCAUCCACCUCCUAAACUUGAGGGCACCACAGACCCAGGCCCCUCCAAACACUCACCCACCAGGAGAUGGUCUCUGGGUCAGGCCAAGUCACCACCGUGGUCAGCGCUGCCAGGGAAGUGGCCGCUGGCUGGGCCAGGCAGCCCCUCCAUGGGCAAGCAUGGCCCAGGCUUGGGGCCAGCUCCACUAGUUCUCUUCCCACCUGCGCCUCUACCUCACAAACUUCUCGACAGAAGCCCUGAGCCCUGCACCUCCAUGUGGAAGGCCGAGCUCCGAAGUCCAUCCUGCUCACCUGGCCCUGCUCAUCCUCUCUCCUCCCGACCCUUCUCCACCCCUUACGACUUCCAUGGCCACAUCCCAGCCCGGACAGAGGAGAACGUCUUCAGCCACCUGCCUCUACACUCCCAGCACCUGGCCCGCACCCCAUGCCCCCUUAUUCCCAUCGGUGGGAUCCAGAUGGUGCAACCCCGGCCAGGAGCCCACCCCACCCUGCUACCAGGGCCUUCUGCGACCUGGGUCAGUGGCUUCUCAGGGGAUGGCAGCGACCUGACAGGGGCCAGAGAGGCCCAAGAGCGAAGCCGCUGGAGUCCCGCUGAAAGCUCAUCAGCCUCCGUGUCCCCUGUGGCUAAGGUCUCCAAGUUCACACUGUCCUCGGAGCUGGAGGGCAGGGACUACCUGAAGGAGAGGGAAAGGACAGGCGGAGGCCUGGGCAGACCUCCCGACUGGAAGCCCGCAGAGCCUCCACCCACACAUGGCCCCUGCACCCCGCGGCCACCCCAGGGCCACCAGGCCACACAGUCCUGGAGCCCCUGCUUGGAGUCACCGCACACACUGGCCAAUCCCGAGGCCUCUGCCACUCCAACACUGGACCGCAGCAGCUCCAUGGGCUGCCUAGCCGAGGCCUCUUCUUGCUUCCCAGCCCGGAGGAGGAACCUCUCUGGGGAACCCAGGACCAGGCAGGGCUCCCCGGAGCCCUCAGGUAGUGGGGAGCCCGGGGCACCUCCACCUCAGCCCAAGGACAGGGACCCCCUGGACACUUAGCCUCUCUCCAACUGACUCAGCAUCUGGCUUCCGGUGUUCAGCAACAGACGUUUCCAGCCAACUUCCUCAAGUCACCUUGCUCCCACGCGCUCCCUUUCCCAGUGUCCAUCUGUCCACGCAGCUUCUGCUCAGCCCCCAUCUGUUCUAGCUUCCCAUGUAUGCAGUGCCUGUGCCUUUUCUAUACCUUUUGUUGCUUGACAAGAGAAAAAAUAAUCACAUACCUACACAAAACAAAACCCGCAAGGAGCUUGAGGCUGUGAAAAGUUUGUAUUUUGGGGGAAAGGCUGAGAAUGGGGACCUCCUUACCUCUACCGUGGCAGGCAGUUGGCAGCUGCACCAGCCCCAAGACCGGCCAGUCAUUUGCUAAAGAAAAGGAGAUGCACUAGGGGAGAGCAACCGAUACGUCAAAAAAUAUCAUUAAACGUAGAAGCGAGGACUCCUGUGUACAGAUGUUCAUGGUUCCUGUUCAUUACUGCUUUAUCCCGCCCCAGUGAGUGGCUACUCCUCUCUGCCAGGAGAAGGACCAGUGGCCUGAGCCGGAGGGACACAAAUGCAGGCAGGGAGCCCCGCCCCCCCCCAGAAUUGUCUCUUUUUUCUUUUCUUCUUUGCGAGAAAAAAAAAAUUUAAGCAAAUUUGGUAGGAUUUCAACACAAAAUGAUAGGAGCAAGUAGAAGGCAGGAACUGGUGGGUUAGUCUCCAGGACCCCCAGAUGCCCAGGUAGUCUGAGCUAUGGGCCCAUCAUUGUCCAGCACAGGUGGAUAAGCCACCCUGGCCCCACCCUCCCUCCUGGCCCUCAGCUCCCUCUGGCCGGGCAAGGAGAUGUGAGUGUCCAUCUCCUGGCUCCUGGCCCGGCCAUAGGCUGUCUCUGCUAUUCUCAGAACUACCCACCAGGGUGAUGGGGCCAAGCUCCAGCCUAGAGCUGUUCCUGGGCCUGGCCUUGGUUCUGCUUCACCGGGGUCCCUGUGGUCCAAGAGGCCCUACUUCUUUCAUGUCUGGGCUUUUGCGUGCUCAGCACUGGAGGCUCAGGGGACCCAUCUCUGGACCCCUUGCAGCAGGACUAGUUUCUCCAUCCCUGCACCCCACUGUCAGAUCGCCACUGCCCUACAAAACACUCCAAAUAAUAACUGGUAGCACCUCCUUGGGCCUAUUUGUUGGCUUGUAUCUCUUUAAUAACAACAACAAAUUAUAAAUCUAAAUCUUGAACAAGAGGAUGGUGUUUGGUACUUUCCCUAGCCUCUUCAGAUUCUCUUCCCUCCACCUAAAGGAUUUCCCCCUCCCUACAGCAAAAACCUGCUUUGUAAGAAAAAUAAUGUGACUAGAUAUUUAAAUCCCAACAUGGAACUGGACCUUUAGCAUGUUUACCCCAUGUAAUUAAAUGGAAAAGCAAGCAUGCUAUGUACAGGUGCCUAUGGUUCUCAUUUCCAAAUCAGCCACAGGUCUGUCCUCCAGCCAGACCACCUUGUUCUUUCUCCUUUGCUUGCUCAGAGCUAAGACAAAAAGGGAACACCAGGGCAGGACUUCCCUUGAGGUUCACUGGACUCCAAGGUACUGGGAAAUCAGACUAAUCAGUAGCUUCUGGCUGCUCGACUCAGUAUAGGACUCUUGCCCACGACAGGAGAAGCCAGCCAGCCCAGCAUGCACUAUACUGGCACUGUUUGGGCUUGGCAGGAAGUGGGUAGGAGCCUAACCCCCGGGCUCAGCUCAGGCCAGAAGCCAGGGCUCUCCUCUCCUUGCCUCUCAGCCCUAACCUAUGGGCUCUCGAGUUGGAGACUUUGAGGGCUGAGGCCUGGGAUCUGCAUAAAGAGCAUUUCCUCAGCCCUCCCUGGCCUUCCAGCCUUUCUGGGCAAGAUCUUCCAGCCCUAGGCUGCUGGACUAGCUUCUGACCUUGAGGUUGGCCACACCUGUCCACCCACCCUAUACCCCCAGCUCUCCAGACCAUCACUCAAACAGCCCACUCACUAAGGUCCCCUUCCUGGGCAGCCUUGCUAUGGACAGUACACCCAGCAGGGGAGAGUCCCCAUAGUCCCUGGCGACCAAAGGACUGCUAUCCCACACAGGUACCCAAAGGGACAAUCAGAUCCAGUUCUAAGCCCCUUUGCCAGACUCAGGGCUCAUUCGCAAGAGUACAGGGCACCCUGCCCACAUGCACACCUUCCUGACUUGGAAAAAUAUUCUCACCCUGGAGCUGGCCCUAGCUACUCUGAACUUGCAGUCUGCCAGUGAGGCUAUGGUCCCCAUUGCAAAAAGGAGGAAGUAGUGAUGAUUGGCUGAUGCAGACACCUGUGCUGAGCCAUGGCAAUGUGUGGACGGCCAUCCUUGGUUCAGACUAGCUCUGCUCCUUGGGUAUUGGUGGGGGGAGGUAGCAGUUUGCCAAGUUUUCAACCCAAACCUGUCUUCUGCUAGUUUCCAAGCCUCUUGUCCCCCUGACCUGCCCUCUAUGAUGCCCUUUACCCUGUGCAAUCCCACAGUCAUUCUAGGAGUACCAAUCCCCUCAAAAGGUAGGCCAGUGCCCUCCUGCACCCACCCAUAGCUUACAGUCUGGUCCCAACCACUGAGACCCUCCUGACAGCAGCAAGCUGCUCACCCUCCAACAGUCUGAAGUCUAUCCAAAAAUGUCUGAAUGAAAUGGCCUCCAUGUUUCUCUAGGGGCUGCUCCCUUCCUACCCAGUCCUUUGAAAUAGGAAUAAGCAAUAUAUCUGAGCUGAGUUCCUCUGUAGUCCUUGCUCCAGACAAAUCUUUCUUAAAGCAAAAGUCCUGGCUGAGCAGCCAUCCUAGGAGACAGACCGAUCUACCGUGUCACCCAGGGGGAAGAAGUUCCUGAAGGCCUAGGCCACAAAUUCUGCUUCCGUGUUGUGAUUCCAGUCUGCUUCCCAUUAGAAAACCGCAUCGGCACUUAUGAUCACUUUACUAAAUCUAAUGUUAAAAGAAAAGACACAGAGAAAAUGAAAAUGUGUAGGCAAAUGUAAGAUACACUCUGUAAGAUAAAUAUUUGCCUUUCUUUCCUAAAAGGUGUAUGUAUUCUGUAUGUGAAAUUGUCUGUAGAAAGUUUCUAUGUUCUUAAAUGGCAAUACAUUCCAAAAAUUGUACUGUAGAUAUGUACAGCAACUGCACUGGGAUGGGGUAGUUUUGCUUGUAAUUUUAUUUAAACUCCAAUUUCUACACUUGCAUCUUGCAAUGUUGGUAUGGUAUAUAUCAGUGCAAAAGAAAAAAAAACUCAACAAAAAAAUCCAUGCAGGUCUAAAGCACAGAGUCUGAUGUACAAAAGGAAAAAAUUGUUCAGUAUUGAUGUGUGUGAUCUUUGUUGUAAAUUACAUCUGUACUGUGAAUGAAGUUUUUACAAGUAUAAUAAUUGCCUUUAUUACAGCUCAGGCUGAGUGUUCAGCCUGAGAAUAUUUUUUAAAAAAAAAUAGCAUGUUGGAAUAAAUUUGAAAGUCCCAACAUAG
Heterocephalus glaber (naked mole-rat) is the source of this 11674-nucleotide messenger RNA. It is a transcript of the gene Hivep3, whose product is annotated as HIVEP zinc finger 3. Gene Ontology annotation, biological process: regulation of transcription by RNA polymerase II. Gene Ontology annotation, molecular function: DNA-binding transcription factor activity, RNA polymerase II-specific; RNA polymerase II cis-regulatory region sequence-specific DNA binding. Gene Ontology annotation, cellular component: nucleus. The record is from RefSeq and is a predicted model, not a curated record. Lineage: Eukaryota; Metazoa; Chordata; Mammalia; Rodentia; Bathyergidae.